AAGAACCUCAAAGCACUGGAAUUUCUACCUUUGAUCUAUUUUCGAUUUCCUAGAGAUACUAAUCGCUACAAUUUGAUUAGUGAGGAGCAGAGUUUAACUGUGCUUGAUACUAUAAAGCUUUAAGAUGUCAAACAGUGACUGGCCGAUCACUUCUGUCACUGUGGUGACAGAUCCAUCAAAAUGUCCAGCAGGAUUCACCAUUAUUGACAAAACAUAUGACAAGAGAGAUGAUGCUGACCUGUGGAGGGAUGGGUACUUUGGGAAGCGUAUAUGUCGCUAUAUGUGUGUGGAGAGAUCUGCACCCUCAAUAAAUAAAGACGUACUGGUAGAUGUAGCAGUGAUCAAUGAUAAAGAUCCGAUUCCUGCUGGUUUUACCUGUAUAGACUCCACCAGUGAUUCUCGUGAGAAGGCCAUGAAGAAGAAGAUGCUGUGUGUGAGAUACAUGUCCUGCACUCUCACUAACGAUGCCAUUGCUGAACUCAUUAUCCUGUCUAAGGGUGUGCGACGCCCACCUAACGGCUACAACCUAGUAGGAGAACUAAAUAACAUGGCACUUUGUUUCAAGAUGGCAGCAUUUCGUUCUCCUACAACCGACACACAGCAAAACAAUGCAGCUCCAACAUACAUGCCGAACACGCCUAACUACAAUAAAGAAUCUCCCCUGAAUAACAUGGGAGGUGUUGGGACAGCUCUACCAUAUGCUAUCAACCCUGCAGCAAACCAUGCCAGACCAGGACUUGACAGAACCAACAGUAUUGCUGGUAUGGGCAGUAAUCACCAACAAAACCAUGUACACAAUGGUUCCCAACAAGUGGUACAAGCUUUAUCUGGUGUGCCCUGGCAGAUAAAUCCACGCUACACUGAAAUGGCCAGGCUACAGGAUAUUACACUUCCUCAGAUUGGUUACAAGUCAAUCAUGGACAUAGAAAAUGAGUAUUCCUAUUCUUUCAACAUUGAAAGAUCAGUCUCAACCAAUAGCUAUGAAUGAUUGGUCAAAUUUGAAAGUCAAAGGUCAUUGCAUUUUCAACCACAGAAGAACAUGCAAAAGAAAUUAUGUGCUUGUACACAAGACAGAGUGAUUAUAAAUACACAAGAGACAAAGAUGCUUGCUUUCACUAAAAGCUCUUCUGCAGUAAGUGUAAUGACAUAGACAAACAUUGUGCUUGUAGCAUGUAAUUAGCCAAAGGAAAUCAUGUGUGGCAGAAUUUGGAAAACUAGUCUGUUUACCUUGUUGUGUGGAGACACAGAGGAUUUAUAUCAUGUGAGAAAGUUCAUGACACAAAGGAUAUCAAUUCAUUUCCCUGAUAUCAGAGGAAGGCACUCUCCAAGAGUCCAGGGACACAGAGGAUAUCCAGUCUGUGAGAGGACAUUUCCCUGACAUCUGAGGGAGGCACUCUCCAAGAGUCCAGGGACACAGAGGAUAUCCAGUCUGUGAGAGGACAUUUCCCUGACAUCUGAGCGAGGCACUCUCCAAGAGUCCAGAGACACAGAGGAUAUUCAGUCUGUGAGAGGACAUUUCCCUGACAUUUGAGGAAGGUACUCUCCAAGAGUCCAGAGACACAGAGGAUAUUCAGUCUGUGAGAGGACAUUUCCCUGACAUUUGAGGAAGGCACUCUCCAUGAGUCCAGGGACACAGAGGAUAUCCAGUCUGUGAGAGGACAUUUCCCUGUGAUCUGAGGGAGGCACUCUCAUAGAGUAGAGGGACACAGACAAUAUGCAGUCUGUGAGAGGACAUUUCCCUGACAUCUGAGGGAGGCACUCUCCAUGAGUCCAGGGACACAGAGGAUAUCCAGUCUGUGAGAGGACAUUUCCCUGACAUCUGAGGGAGGCACUCUCCAAGAGUCCAGCGACACAGAGGAUAUCCAGUCUGUGAGAGGACAUUUCCCUGACAUCUGAGGGAGGCACUCUCCAAGAGUCCAGCGACACAGAGGAUAUCCAGUCUGUAAGAGGACAUUUCCCUGACAUUUGAGGAAGGUACUCUCCAAGAGUCCAGAGACACAGAGGAUAUUCAGUCUGUGAGAGGACAUUUCCCUGUGAUCUGAGGGAGGCACUCUCCAAGAGUCCAGAGACACAGAGGAUAUUCAGUCUGUGAGAGGACAUUUCCCUGACAUUUGAGGAAGGCACUCUCCAUGAGUCCAGGGACAUAGAGGAUAUCCAGUCUGUGAGAGGACAUUUCCCUGUGAUCUGAGGGAGGCACUCUCAUAGAGUAGAGGGACACAGACAAUAUGCAGUCUGUGAGAGGACAUUUCCCUGACAUCUGAGGGAGGCACUCUCCAAGAGUCCAGGGACACAGAGGAUAUCCAGUCUGUGAGAGGACAUUUCCCUGACAUCUGAGGAAGGCACUCUCCAAGAGUCCAGCGACACAGAGGAUAUCCAGUCUGUGAGAGGACAUUUCCCUGACAUCUGAGGGAGGCACUCUCCAAGAGUCCAGGGACACAGAGGAUAUCCAGUCUGUGAGAGGACAUUUCCCUGACAUCUGAGGGAGGCACUCUCCAAGAGUCCAGCGACACAGAGGAUAUCCAGUCUGUGAGAGGACAUUUCCCUGACAUCUGAGGGAGGCACUCUCCAAGAGUCCAGCGACACAGAGGAUAUCCAGUCUGUGAGAGGACACUGCCUUGGUAUCUAAAAGAUAUCCACACUCAAUCUUUAAAUGUUUUGCAUUCCUGAGGAUACAAGGGAGUCCAUUGUUUUAAUGAAAACUUUCGUGGUACCUGGGAUAUAAAGGCAAUGCUGUGUUUGAACAGACAUCAACAUAUUUCAUGUGUGAAAGAUAUGGAAGUGGAAAUUCAUAUUUUUUCAUAGGAUAUCCUGUGUUUGGUAGCCUGUCAUUUUGUUAAAUUGAUUUUUUAAACACAUUUCUUUAAUUAACAAAACUUUUAAUCUAGGUUUUUACCCAAUAUCUUAUACUUGUCUUCUAGAUGUAUGUUGGUUUGAUAGGUUUACAUCCUCUCCAUGACACAAAAGUCAAAUUAACCUCAUCUACUUCUGGUGUAAUGUAUCAGUAGGUGAAUGUCUAUCAGUAACCUGAUCAGGUCAGUGCAAUCAAGAAGUCUUAUUUUAUGUUCAUGUAGGUGCAGUAGCAUAUCAGAAAAAAGACUGAAAAUACACAUGGUGUGUGAGCUGUUCAGUCUUUAUAUGGUCACUUGAUUUACUCAUGGGGAGGGGUUUUGAGUGGCAGGGCCAUUUGUCAUCACUGAGUGCAAAAUACAUUUUUUACCUCCCAGAAAUUAUUUUGAGGGAGGGAAACUUUAUAGUUAUCUUCAGCCUAUUGGGAUUAAUGGAAUUUUUACUUGUGAAGGGACUUAUCCUCCAGGGUUCACUGGUAUAUCAUUGUCACACUGUGUCCUAGAACUUAAUGAUAGAUUAGGACUGGUCACUGAAUACUUGCCUCCAUGUUCCUAUUUAGUUUUCAUUUGUCAGUCAAGCUUUAUAUUUCCAUAGAAAACAAUAUCUGUAAUAUGGGUGCUUGUAGUGAUGAUUAUUAUAAUCAAUAGAAUAUAUUGCCCUGCAUAUUAAUUUGUCAUUUUUACUGUUAGAAACUUCUGCCUCAUAACUAGGAACUUAUCAGAGUAACUAAAUUUGCAUAUUUGAAUGCAGAUUCAGAGUAUAAUGUUAAAAACAAUACCAUAUUAUUUAUUGGUUGUUGUUCAGUCUACACAGUAAAAUUAUCACAAUGGUGGAAUUCUUCGUUAAACUUCAUUUCCAUUUUUGGCCUUUUUAAAAUGAUAUGAAUUUAUUGAUACAUGUAUCCUGUCUGUAUAAUCUUCCUGUUUAUCAUUCUUCUGCUUUCAUGUUUUGUAAAGCAACACUACUCUAACAGUCAUAUUAUCCUCAGAAUAAUUAGAUAUCUGUGUGUUUGUGUAUUUUAUAAAUGCUUUAAGACUGUGGAAUCUAUCUCUUUCCGAAGAGAUUCCAUAACUACUUAAAAACCUGUAAAAUGUCUACUAGUAGUAGUCAUAGUUAUUCACCUGUAAAAAAUCUAAAAGUCUGAUUUAUACACCUGUAAAAUAUCUAAAAGUCUGAUUUAUACACCUGUAAAAUAUCUAAAAGUCUGAUUUAUACACCUGUAAAAUGUCUAAAAGUCCGAUUUAUACACCUGUAAAAUAUCUAAAAGUCUGAUUUAUACACCUGUAAAAUAUCUAAAAGUCUGAUUUAUACACCUGUAAAAUAUCUAAAAGUCUGAUUUAUACACCUGUAAAAUAUCUAAAAGUCCGAUUUAUACACCUGUAAAAUAUCUAAAAGUCCGAUUUAUACACCUGUAAAAUAUCUAAAAGUCCGAUUUAUACACCUGUAAAAUAUCUAAAAGUCCGAUUUAUACACCUGUAAAAUAUCUAAAAGUCUGAUUUAUAAACAUGUAAAAUAUCUAAA
Messenger RNA from Ylistrum balloti, 4368 nucleotides. Its product is annotated as multivesicular body subunit 12B-like. The coding region runs from base 125 to 988 and encodes 287 amino acids. NCBI's taxonomy places the organism in Eukaryota, Metazoa, Mollusca, Bivalvia, Pectinida, Pectinidae. Gene Ontology annotation, cellular component: late endosome; ESCRT I complex. The transcript is spliced from 11 exons. Gene Ontology annotation, biological process: regulation of epidermal growth factor receptor signaling pathway; virus maturation; viral budding. The record is from RefSeq and is a predicted model, not a curated record.